Molecule: messenger RNA, 1566 nt
Organism: Penicillium waksmanii
Lineage: Eukaryota; Fungi; Ascomycota; Eurotiomycetes; Eurotiales; Aspergillaceae
Exons: 4
Coding region: 1-1566 (521 amino acids)
Molecular function (GO): oxidoreductase activity, acting on paired donors, with incorporation or reduction of molecular oxygen; monooxygenase activity; heme binding
Source: RefSeq, a predicted model, not a curated record
AUGGCAUUGAAACUGAUAGAUCAGCCGAUUGAAUGCGCAUUGGGGAUACUCAUCGCGUACAUUUCCGGAUACAUUAUUUACCAGCGAUUCCUCCAUCCACUCGCAAAAUUCCCUGGUCCAUUCCUUGCUUCACUGACCGACCUAUGGCAAGUGUAUCAAUUUAUGACAUUGAAGCAACCUUACACCCUCACCAAGCUUCAUAAGAAGUACGGAUCCAUAGUCCGAUAUGGCCCCGAUAAGUUGAGCAUAACCGACGAGGAAGCCGUCCGAUUGAUCUAUCAGACUGGAGCCAGAUACAUGCCUAAGACCGAAUUCUACGAUGCAUAUGGUGCGGCUCAUCCGAAUGUAUUCGGCAUGCGUGACGAAGCGGCCCACUCCAUCCGACGACGACACAUGUCGCACAGCUUUUCCAUGGGCUACGUCAAAGAAAUGGAGCAAUAUCUCGAUUCAAACAUAAGGAUCCUACGCGAUAAAAUAUUCCGGCACGCCUUGAAUGAUGAGCCAUUCGAUUUGAAAAAGAUAUUGCAUUACUACACUAUCGACGUCCUGGGUGAGCUUGCUUUCAGCCAGACAUUCGGUAUUCAAGAAUCCGACGAUGAAUCCCGUAUCCCGCCUGUGAUUGAGCAUAGCCUGUUGGCAGCCGUCACAGGUGCCUGGCCGGCUAUGACAAUGACUCUCAAGAAAUGGCUUCCUGUAAUUCCACACAAGGGGCUCCAGGCUCUUUUUAAAGGUCGAAAGGCCUGCGCAGACCUGGCUUCUCGAUGUGUCAAUAUUAGAUUGAGUACUUUACGGUCCAAGGAUGGAACAGUCAAUGAUAUGCUAGAAAGAAAGGACAUUUUGACUAAUCUGAUAAAUGCCAAACACCCUGAUACGGGAGAAAGUCUGACCCAGAUUGACUUGGAGACGGAAGCAUUUGGCUUCAUCAUCGCGGGGACUCAUACAACAAGUGCCACAACGGCACUGUUAUUCUACCACUUGCUGCACAACACCAAUCUCAUGAACAAAUGCGUCACCGAGAUUGACGAAAAAUUGCCCUCCCUCCAGCCCAACGAAAAUGCGUAUUCGGUGACUGAUGCGGAGGCCUCUUUGCCAUUUUUGCGCAAUUGCAUAAAAGAGAAUUUUCGAAUAACCCCUGUUUUCACGAUGCCGCUCGCAAGACGAGUCUUAAAGGCUGAUGGUGUGAUAAUUGCUGGGAAUCAUAUUCCGUCCAGGACCUCUGUUGCAGUCUGUAACCAUGCAUUUCAUCAUAAUCCAGAGGUUUGGGGUGCAGAUCAUAAUGUUUUUGACCCAUCGCGAUGGGAUAUACCCGAGGUGGCGAGCAAAGCCCGGCUCUUGAUGCAUUUUGGUCUUGGGGGUCGACAAUGUAUUGGGAAAACUGUGGCUAUGUCCAAUAUCUACAAGUUGAUGAGUACGCUGCUGAAGGAGUUUCAAUUUGAAUUGGUAGAUGAAGAAGAGAAAGCGAGGGUAGGGAGGGGUGGCUUUCAAGGGGAAGUCCCGGAGAUGAUCAGCGUUGGCAUUAGUGAUCUCGCCUCGCCGCUGGUGGUGAAAGCUCGGAAGAGAAAUUAA